Molecule: messenger RNA, 1512 nt
Organism: Bathycoccus prasinos
Lineage: Eukaryota; Viridiplantae; Chlorophyta; Mamiellophyceae; Mamiellales; Bathycoccaceae
Exons: 1
Coding region: 1-1512 (503 amino acids)
Source: RefSeq, a predicted model, not a curated record
AUGCGUAAGCGUAUGAGCGACGACACGAACAAGUACAAUUUCAACAGGAAACGUAUACUCGAUAGAAUCCGCGAAGGCUCAAUUCCUCAGCAGAACACGACCAAAAAAUACGACAUAUCGAACGCCGAGGUAAACGCGAUACGAAAAGAGGGCAAUCACCCGCCGCUCGUCGUCGCGUUCGCGCCGUCCGCGUACGCACCAACUUUAGCCGUCAACGAGGAAACCAAACGCAUACAAGCACAGUAUCUCGAGCAACAACAACUCACCGAAAACGUAAAAGAAGACGAACAGAAACUCGUCCAAUCGUUCAAAAAACUUAUGGUCGAACAGCGUGGAAAAAUACUCAAAGUUCCGCCGGGGCAACAGUUUGCUCUAAAGACGUUCCACGAUUACGUGUGGAAUAGAGGUGCCGACGGACAACCAACCUCGUGGGUAAUCAACAUCACGGGUAAAAAGGCGAAGGAAACCACCAUACAAAUGCGGUUCGGGAAAGAGAACGAUUGGAAAUCGGGACAAGUCUAUCUCUUCUUCACGAGGUUUCUCCCACCGGAGUGUUUGAAGGACGUUCGUAGGUGUUUGAGAAAAGAACGCAUCGGACCGAUACUCAAAAGGUUACGCGAUAAAGAAGCGUCGAACCCCUCGACGACGCUCUCGACCAACCAGGCGCUCUAUGUGCUCUACCGAAACUUCCCGGGACUUUUACCCGAGUUCCAGACCGAUUUGAAUUGGCUCAACAAUUUCAACGCCGUCACGAAAAAGAAAGCGGACUCGUAUAUCGCCGAUAAAAGAAAAUACACAAUCAAAUACGGGUUCACGGAUAUUAAAAAAAUAUUCAAAGAUACGUUCGGACGCGAGAGUAAGGAGUUCCUCUACAUUUCCGUCUACGAGGAGUUCCCGAGUCGAGACGAUUUAGGAAACCUCGUCAUCAACCCGCCAAAUAUGACGGGCAACGUCGAGAAAACGAUGAACUAUAUCGUCAAAAAGAACGGAGUUUGGACGAUAUAUUUGAACGUGUAUAAAACGAUGGAUUUUUUUGGACGGGUCGUGGUUCGAUUCAGCGAUGCGACGUCCAAACUUAUUUCAAACUACAUCGCAAAACACCGACUCAAAAACGGCGAACACCUAUUCGGCACGUUCGGCAAGGACGGUAAAAUGUCCGCGACAAUCGCCGCGUGGUUGGUCGAGGCUGGGAUAAAGGACGGUAAAGUUCAGGGACAAACCAAAACGCCCGGUGCGAUUAACCUUCUGCGCCACGCGUACAUCUCGCAAAAAAUCAAGGAAGAAGAUGUGAUGAAAUUAUCUGAGACCAUGAAACACUCGCCGCUCGCUACCGAGUUGUACGUGCGCAAAAUCCAACCCCUACUCGUCGAAAAUAUGAUUAAAAUUGACGAGAGGAAACUCGUCUACGAGGAACCCGAAAUGAUACAAACGCGGUCGAGAGUACUCGAGAAGAGGAAACGUGAAGAAGAGGCAAAGAAGAAAGCAAAGAAGGGACGGGUAGUGGUGAUUUGA